CAACCCAGAAAUAUCGAUACACCCAAUAUCGCGACGCGGAAAUAUCGAUACAAAAUAUCGAAUAUCGGAACAAAAAUAUCGAUAUAAGUGAGUAUCGAUACUGGAUCCGGAAACUAUUUGAAUUUCCGUUGUCAGUUGUGGUUGGUUGUGGUCAGUUGGGACCGUUGGGACUGACUAGUGAGAGCAACAACAUUUCUUGGGACAGGGAAAAAUUAGAACUGUUGCGAAUUUUGAGGGAUGCUGCAGGGGAUUGAGGCUUUUGGCAUUAUUCAGCGGUGGUUUUUGAGGAGUUGGUGAAAAUCUUUGGUGAAAUGGAAGAUUCGUUUUUUGUGGAGGACACUGAUGAUGAGGACACAUUGUCCACCCAGCGGGUCUGGCAGGAGACGAAGGCGAGCCACAUUAUUCCAGACUCUGAUGAUGAGUUUCUUAACGACGAUAGUGACAAUGAGGUCCCUGAAGGGCGAAUGACUCCAUCGAUACAAAAAGCCAUUCGCCGGAGUAUUUUCAAUAUCACCCACCAAAUGACUGAUUCUGAUGAAGAGGAGGUUGAAGAAGAGGACGAGGAAGAGGCAGGAACAGAUGAGGAUGAACACAAGUCGCUUGAGAGAUCCCGUGAACUCAACACAUCUGACUCUGAAGACGAAGAAUUUAUUCCAACCCAAAAAAAACGACUAAAUCGCAUUGUAGACUCCAGUGACAAUGAUUCCCCCAUAAAAUCCCGCCACGAAGUGUCUCACAGAAGCCACCAGAAGUCCUCAGACUUCAGGACCAGCCACCUGGACAGCUCGUACGAGGACCAAGAGAGAUCCCAUGAGAAAUCCGACAGAAGGUCCGCUAGCCUAAUCACCUCGAUCGAAGAUUUAACUUCAAAGGAGCAUGAAGAGGACCCAGACAGUGGUCGAAGCUCGAACCCCAAGGACACUACCACCCUGGGGCUCCGCAAGACUUCACGCACCUCCAGGAGUCUGAAAAAAACCCCUCGUCACUCCACACACUCUCGUGUCUCAGACUCCUUUAUCAUCGAGAACUCCAGCAGUGAUGAGGAGGCUUCAAUAUCAAAAUCAAAACCAAAAAAGCUUGAGGUUCGUCCUCAAUACAUCAUCUCGUCUGAUGAGGGGAGUAAUUCAGUCCGCGCCAAGGAAAUCAUCUCUAUCGACUCGGAUACUCCCUCAGACUCUGACGUCCAGAGGGAGGAGCAGAACCGUUCCACUGGAGAGGCUGCAGCUUUAUCAUAUGCUCAACAGGAACUAGGACUCAAAAAUGUGGACCCUCUGAUGGCUCAACGUCGAGCAUUGCUGGCAAUUGAGCUACAGAAGAAGGAACUGGAGUUGGCGAAGAUGAUGACCUUCAUUGAUUCUGGAAAGGUUGAAUUGCUUCCUGAUAAAGGUAAAAAAUUCCUGGACAGAGCAUCAGAGACGGAAGCCCAAGUGCACCACAUCCGCAAGCAACUCGCAGAAUGUCGUCUAGUAGAGGAAGAGUACCACACCUCCCCCAAAGUUACCACCCCCUCCUCCGUAGAGAACUACCCCUAUACCCUCUCUCCGAGUCCCCUCCAGAUCCCGAAGACCCACCGUCCCCAAGACCCCGAGUACAUCCCGUCCGACUCGGACGAAGAUGUGCCUCCAACUCCGAAACACUCUCACCUGCUGAAUCGCCCCACAACAGCUCCGAUCGGAGAGCUGGGAAGAAAGGCCUUAGAGACCUUCGAGCGAGAGCAAGCCCUCACUGUGGAGACCCUGAAGUCCUUCCACGGAUCCCUAAACUCCCGUCCAGGAGAGGACGAGCAGGCAGAGGACCCCAGAGGGCUCAAAGUCCCCUUAAUGGCUCACCAGAAACACGCCCUGGCCUGGAUGGCAUGGCGAGAGAACCAGAACCCUCCUGGGGGUGUUCUCGCAGACGACAUGGGCUUGGGAAAGACCCUGACUAUGAUCUCCCUCGUCUUGAAAAGCAUGGACUCAGAGGACAGUGGAGGAGAGUCAGAAGGUGAAUGGAGGUCCAAGCAGAGGUCGUCGAAACCCACUGGAGGAACCCUUGUAGUCUGCCCUGCAUCCUUGAUAGGUCAGUGGGAGGAAGAGGUCAAGAGAAGGUGCAAGAAGGGUCUCCUCAACGUGGAGGUCUACCACGGGACCAAGAGGGAAAACAUCCCUAAAAGACUCGCAAAGAACGACUUGGUGAUAACUACUUACAACUUAUUAUCCAGAGAGCACAAGGUGAAUGGAGUUCUCUUAAGGAUUGGAUGGAAACGAGUGAUCCUGGAUGAAGGCCACGUCAUCAGGAACCAUAAGAGUCAGGUCUGCGAGGCUGUCUGUGCUCUCGAGGCUAAGAACCGUUGGGUUUUGACAGGAACCCCCAUCCAUAAUAAGGAGAUGGAUCUGUUCUCCGUUUUGAAGUUCCUUCAGUGCUCCCCCUUCAAUGACAUCAGGGUCUGGAAACGUUGGGUGGAUAACAAGAAUCAGGCUGGACACGAUCGCUUGGCCACUGUUAUGAAGACCCUGAUGUUGAGGAGAACGAAGGAGGAGCUGAUGAAUUCUGGGGCUGUGGAGAACCUCCCUGACAAGAUGUUUGAAAUUAUCUGGGUGGAGUUGGACCCUGAGGAGAGGGUGGUUUAUGAUAAGGUGAUGCUGUAUUCCAAGACAAUUUUCGCUCAGUUUCUGCAUCAGAGGGCAGAGAAGGAGCACAUGUUCAGGAUGGGGGCUGGGUAUUACGACAGGCGUUUGGAGAUGAGUAAGAACCCUUUUAAUAAGGCACAACAGAGACUGCUGGCUCAACAUGCAGAUGUUAAAUCACAUCAGAUUUUGACACUAUUUUUGAGGCUGAGGCAAAUCUGCUGUCAUCCUUCUUUGAUUAAUGCUAUGUUGGAUCAGGAGGAUAUCGAGCAGACAGGGCUGGAGGACUUGGAGGCUGAGAGAUUGGCACACAGAAUGGGAAGUAUGAGGAUCAAUGCCCUUGAAGGGGAUGAGGAUGUGCCGGAUGGUCCUGCUGAGGUCGAUGAUAGGGUCUCUGAACAUCUUCUCACUUCAGAAAAUCCUGUUUUUGAGAGAGACAGGGAGAGCUCUAAACUGAGGGCUGUGUUGAAUCUACUCCAGGAGAUCCUGAAGAAGGAUGAGAAGGUGAUUAUUGUCUCCCAGUGGACGAGUGUCCUGAAUAUUAUUGCAGAGAAUCUUACGAAGAUCAAAAAGGCGACUUUCAAAAGUCUCACUGGGGAGGUUCAGGUGAAGGACAGGGGGGCUAUUGUUGAUAGCUUCAAUUAUGAGAAGGAUCCCAGGGUUCUGCUGCUCUCGUUGACUGCUGGGGGUGUUGGAUUAAAUCUCGUUGGUGCUAAUCAUCUGAUGCUGGUGGAUAUUCAUUGGAAUCCUCAACUCGAGAGUCAGGCUCAAGACAGGAUUUAUAGGUUCGGGCAGAAGAAGAAUGUUUUUAUUUAUAAGUUUUUGUGCACUGAUACUAUUGAGGAGAAGAUCAAGUCGAUGCAGGAUGAUAAGUUGGAGUUGGCGAAGACUGUGCUGAGUGGAGGGGGCAAGGCCAAAUCGGCGAAACUCACUAUGGAUGAUCUCAGAACGAUUUUCGGACUUUAGGAGUGAUGAUUGAUAUUUUUCACUUUUCUUUAUUCUGUUUUUGUUUUGUUCUUUACCAUUAUCAAUUUUCUCAGGGACGUACAAUUUUGAAAAUGUUUCUUUUAUUGAUUCAUAUUAAUUAGAAUAAUUUUGAUAUCGAUGAUAAUUCUGAAUGGGAGAAUGAAAGAUGAAAGUGAAUGCUUCAGGAAUAGGAAAAGAAAAGAAUAAAUUUAGAAUAAUUAUAAGCGUAAGAAAUUGAAUACGUCUUACUUCCUCAGAAGAUAUAUAUGUAACGAAUCUGCAUUUUUUACAAUAAAAAAUUGACGUUGAAA
Molecule: messenger RNA, 3883 nt
Organism: Diachasma alloeum
Lineage: Eukaryota; Metazoa; Arthropoda; Insecta; Hymenoptera; Braconidae
Product: transcription termination factor 2
Exons: 4
Coding region: 312-3572 (1086 amino acids)
Molecular function (GO): ATP-dependent chromatin remodeler activity; ATP binding
Source: RefSeq, a predicted model, not a curated record